Molecule: messenger RNA, 404 nt
Organism: Colletotrichum godetiae
Lineage: Eukaryota; Fungi; Ascomycota; Sordariomycetes; Glomerellales; Glomerellaceae
Exons: 1
Coding region: 123-341 (72 amino acids)
Source: RefSeq, a predicted model, not a curated record
GAAUUAGGCGCCUCACUCACACUCUGUGUUUCCGUACGCCCUUGAUAUUGUGUGAGUGAGUGAGUGAGUGAGAGAGAGUUGUUGAAUUGGGACUUUCUCCGAGAUGGACGCGAUUCACGGACAUGUCCAAGUCCAUGAGUUGCGCCGAGUUGCGGGAAGCUCCCGAUAAGCGCAGGGACUUGUUUGAAUCUUUCUGCACAUACUUUUUGCACCGAUACGGAUACACAGUUUUCAUGAUAGGUAGUAAGAACAUUGUCUCUGUGCAAGUUCCAACUUUGCAAACUCGGAAGCCGACCCGGGCUCACCAGGUAUUGACUGGGAACAUCUGUACGGAUACCUAGUCAAGACUUAACAGCCACUUCUCAGACUACAAGACGCAAACAAGUACUAAACAGCAACGUUUC